This is a messenger RNA of Didymodactylos carnosus, 672 nucleotides long. The record is from the annotation of a GenBank genome assembly. NCBI's taxonomy places the organism in Eukaryota, Metazoa, Rotifera, Eurotatoria, Philodinida, Philodinidae.
AUGCAUCAGAUAUACGUGAUUUGCGGAUUAUUUUUGUUCGUAUUUGACUGUCAUAUUCAAGUAGCAUUUGCAGCAUGUAGAGAUAGUCCAAGUCCAUGUAAUAUUGAUUCUACCGGUGCCGGUGUAUGUACUGCAGCCAAUGGUUAUGUUUGUGACGAUUUAACGAAUCCAGUUAACAGUGUACUAUGCUUUUGUCCGGGGGGUGUUGUUACUUUCAAUACACCUUGUUGCACCUCUACAUCAAUCUCGACCGCAACAUGCACCAAUAAUCGAUGUGUUCAAAGUCAGGGUGUGUGUAAUAUUGUUAAUAAUCCUGGCAGAGCUGUUUGUUGGUGUCUACAAGGUUUCGCCGGCGAAUAUUGUGAACUAGUUGGAGUACCUGGACGAUGUUAUGUGGGUCUUUGUGGUCUUGGUUCAUGCACUGAGAAAAUAACUGGUAGUACAUGCCAUGCUUUUUGUACAUGUCCAGUUGGUGUUUCGGGCAUAAACUGCAGCAAUCGUUAUUUCACAUGUGCAGCAGCGGGCCUCUUUGCGGAUUCUGUUAAUUGCCGAUUUGGAAAGUAUUUUAGCUGUAGUGGUGCGAACACCAUACCAAACGUAUUACAGUGUCCACUUGGCGAGCAAUGGAACCCAACUACAUCAACCUGCUCCGCAUCGUACACGUGUCCUUGA